Molecule: messenger RNA, 711 nt
Organism: Entrophospora sp. SA101
Lineage: Eukaryota; Fungi; Glomeromycota; Glomeromycetes; Entrophosporales; Entrophosporaceae
Source: the annotation of a GenBank genome assembly
AUGAAGAAAAAUUUGUCUUCUCCUAAUAGUUUAGUUAAUCGCAGCCGUUCCUUGGCAAUUUCUCCCCAAAAAUUACGACCAAUAGUUAAUUUAGUCAGAAAAAAAGAAAUUGAUUAUUCCUUAAACACUUUACGCUUUUUGCCCCAAAAAGGAGCACGAAUACUGCAUAAAAUUCUCCAAGGGGCAAUUAAGCAAGCAACGCAAAAGACCAAAAAAGAAAAAGAAAUUUUUUACAUUAGCCAAAUUCAAGUGGACCAAGGAAGUAUUCGCAAAAAAUUAAUGAUCCGAGCCAAAGGAAGUGCCAAUACUCUCCGGCAAACUACUUCUCAUUUGUUUUUAUGUUUAAGUCCAAAGGAGGAAAACAAGUUAAUUCGGGAUUAUCUUUUUUCCCGUUUUCCCGAAAUUACUCAAAUUAAAAUUGAACGUACCAAAGUUGAGUUAUUUAUUUUUGUUCAUUCUCCCAACACUAGUUUAAUUACUGGCGAAAGCAACGACAACUUAGACCAAAUUUUAACUAAAAUUACUGAUAUUGUUAACGAGAAAAAAAUUGUUACUAAACUGCAUUUAAAGGAGGAGAGAAGAAUCUACACCUCGGCUCAAGCCAUCGCUAAUGAUUUAGCCCACAAAUUGAAAAGCCGGAAAAAGGAGGAAUUGCUCAGCAUAAGAAAAUCAACCAAGGAAGAAUGCCUUCCAAUACCCUCGAUAGCUUAA